Molecule: messenger RNA, 5640 nt
Organism: Penicillium riverlandense
Lineage: Eukaryota; Fungi; Ascomycota; Eurotiomycetes; Eurotiales; Aspergillaceae
Product: putative AMP binding domain protein
Exons: 5
Coding region: 1-5640 (1879 amino acids)
Cellular component (GO): cytosol
Source: RefSeq, a predicted model, not a curated record
AUGGCCGAAGAGAGCCCCGAGCUUCAGGCCGCACUGCGCGACCUGGAUCGGGAAUUGGAGGAGGGCGAUAUCACCGAGAAAGGAUACCAAAAGCGACGUUCGAUGCUUCUGGCGCAAUUCCUCGGCCCAAACAAACCCCUCGAGAUCGUCAAUCACUCGAAUUCCGACUAUGAAGCCACCUCACAUCCUUCAAACAUGGCUCCGCCUGCUAUUCUGAGUGUUGGUCCGGCAACGGGCCAGUCCCGUCAGCCAAGUCUCGCAUCUCCGACGUAUGCCGGCAGUUUCGAUGGCAGACAGAGUGGCGGAGGACUCGGAUACGACCACCGUGGUAGUAUGGACAUGCGGAACCCGUCGCCAACACCGGCUGCGCCCUACGAUAGAAGUAGCGGCGGGGUUGGUCGGAUGCCGUCGUCCUCAUCGUACGAUUCACUUUUCUUGCCCAAGCCAGCACCUCCGGGAUCACAAGGCCAGGAUGGUUCGCGGACGGCAACACUGCUGAGCCAGAACUAUGCGUUCAACCCGAAUGCCCAUCCCGAGUACGUGGACGAUACCGUGGCAUACGAUCCUGCGGCGGGCGGAGCCACGCGACAGUCAACGAUGCUGGACUCACAACAGGGAUUCUUCUCUGAUUUUGCCGGUCAGCAGCAUGAGGACUACCGGGAGAGCUAUGGCGGUGGGUUCCACCGGUAUUCUCAGUCGGGAGAAGCUUUUUCGCCCACAGCGAAUAUGGCACCGCCUUUGAUGCCCGCCUCGGACCUUCAAUAUGCGCCGACCCUCCAACACUUGCAUCCUCUGGAGCCUCGAGAUAUCCCCUUUUCGGUCAAUGACCCGCAUGAUAAGAGCACUCCGAUGUCCAAGUUUGAUAAUCUUCCGACAGUGCUGCGGCAUCGCGCUCGAGCGCAUGGGAAGCAGCCAGCGUAUUGGGUAUUGGACCAGAAAGGAAAAGAGAUUGCGUCCAUUACAUGGGAAAAGUUGGCAAGCCGUGCCGAGAAAGUUGCUCAAGUGAUUCGCGAUAAGAGCAACCUGUAUCGCGGAGAUCGUGUGGCCCUGAUCUACCGCGAUGCCGAGGUUAUCGAGUUUGCAGUCGCUCUUUUAGGCUGUUUCAUUGCUGGUGUUGUUGCGGUUCCAAUCAACAAGUUGGAUGAUUAUCAGAGCUUGAACCUGGUGCUCACAUCCACUCAAGCCCAUUUGGCCUUGACGACUGAAAACAACCUGAAAAACUUCCAACGCGACAUCACUGCACAGAAGCUGAAUUGGCCCCGCGGAGUGGAAUGGUGGAAGACGAACGAAUUCGGCAGUUUCCACCCGAAGAAGAAGGAUGACACGCCCCCAUUGGUCGUUCCAGACCUUGCGUAUAUCGAGUUUGCACGAGCCCCGACAGGUGACACGCGUGGUGUGGUGAUGAGCCAUCGGACCAUCAUGCACCAGAUGUCCUGCCUGAGUGCUAUCGUGACCGCUGCACCCACUGAUUCGAGUGCCAGACAAUACGCCAAGGGAGAGACUAUCGUUACUUACCUGGACCCGCGACAGGGCAUUGGCAUGAUCCUGGCCGUGCUUUUCAACGUCUAUGGUGGCCAUACAACCGUUUGGCUUGAAGAUCGAGUAGUGGAGACGGCUGGUCUCUAUGCUCACGUUGUCACCAAGUACAAGGCAACAAUCAUGGCUGCCGACUACUCUGGCUUGAAGAUUGCGGCGUACAACUACCAGCAGGACCCCAUGGCCACUCGACAUUACAAGAAGAAUUCGGAGCCUAAUUUCAGUAGUGUCAAAAUGUGUCUGAUUGAUACGCUCACUUUGGACUCUGAGUUCCACGAGAUCUUGGCAGACCGAUGGCUGCGGCCCAUGCGGAACCCGCGCGCUCGAGAGAUUGUGACGCCAAUGCUGUGCUUGCCCGAACAUGGCGGUAUGGUGAUUAGCAUGCGCGAUUGGCUUGGCGGCGAAGAGCGCAUGGGAUGCCUCUUGACCCAUGAGAUGGACCCGGCGGUUCACUCUGACUCCAAGAAAGAAGACACGAAACUCGAAAAGUCCGAGACCAAUACUGGCUUCGGCAGCAGUCUUCUCGGCGGUGGGUCUCGCGGGUCCCGAAUCUCACAACCCAAGGAGACUUCGAAGAACGAACUGGGAGAGGUUCUCUUGGAUAAGGAGGCUCUGAAAAGCAAUGAGAUCGUCGUCCUCGCUAUGGGCGAAAAUGCUCGCAAAUUUGCUGCUAGUAUGCCUCAUGCUGUGCGCGUCGGUUCUUUCGGUUAUCCCAUCCCUGACGCUACUCUGGCCAUUGUCGAUCCUGAAACCAAUCUUCUGUGCACGCCCAAUGUCAUUGGAGAGAUCUGGGUCGAUUCGCCUUCCCUGUCUGGCGGUUUUUGGGCAUUGCCAAAGCAUACCGAAGCCAUUUUCCACGCCCGUCCUUACAAGUUCGAGGAGAACAAUCCCACUCCGGUGCUUGUGGAGCCUGAAUUUCUGCGCACCGGUCUGCUGGGAUGCGUUAUCGAGGGCAAAGUCUUCGUGCUGGGUCUCUACGAAGACCGACUCCGUCAGAAGGUCGAGUGGGUUGAACAUGGGCAGGAGAUCGCAGAGCACCGCUAUUUCUUCGUUCAGCAUCUAGUUGUCAGUCUGUUGAAGAAAGUACCGAAGAUUCACGACUGUACAGCUUUUGAUGUGUUUGUGAAUGACGAGCAUCUUCCAGUCAUCGUGUUAGAGUCUUAUGCUGCUUCAACGGCACCUACAACCUCUGGGGGACCUCCCCGCCAGCUUGACUCCGUUCUCUUAGAGUCCCUGGCAGAGAGGUGUAUGGAGGUUGUGUAUCAGGAACAUCAUCUUCGCGUUUAUUGCGUGCUCCUUACGGCCCCGAACUCGCUGCCGCGCGUCACCAAGAACGGUCGACAGGAGAUCGGCAACAUGCUUUGUCGCAAGGAAUUCGAUGCUGGUACGCUGCAGGCUGUGCAUGUCAAAUUCGGAGUCGAGCGAGCGGUGAUGAACCUACCUGUUGGUGUCGACCCGGUCGGCGGUAUUUGGUCCCCCCUUGCUGUCGAGUCGAGGCAAGAGCUGCUCGCCUAUCAAGAGAAACAGUACUCGGGCGUCGACUACCGCGAUGUUAUCAUGGACGACCGCACCUCCACACCUCUGAACAACUUCAAGACAAUUGUCGACCUUCUCCAGUGGCGGGUCUCGCGCCAAGCUGAAGAACUGGCUUACUGCUCUAUCGACGGCCGUGGUAAGGAGGGCAAGGGUCUCACCUGGAAGAAGUUUGACUUGAAGGUCUCUGCAGUGGCAACAUACCUGAAGAACAAAGUCAAGGUCCGCCCCGGAGAUCAUCUGGUGUUGAUGUAUACCCAUUCCGAGGAGUAUAUCUAUGCCAUUCAUGCUUGUUUCUGUUUGGGUGUUGUUGCCAUUCCAAUGGCGCCCAUUGACCAAAACCGCCUCUCAGAAGACGCGCCUGCGUUCCUGCACGUCAUCAGCGAUUUCAACGUCAAGGCAAUCAUUGUCAAUGCCGAGGUCGAUCAUGUCAUGAGGCUGAAGCUCGUCUCCCAGCAUGUCAAGCAGUCCGCACAGGUUCUCCGCAUCGGUGUGCCUGCUAUAUACAACACGAACAAGCCCUCCAAGCAGUCUCAUGGAUGCCGCGAGCUCGGAUAUACCAUGAAAGACGCCUGGCUGCAAGGUGGCCAGCCUGCCCUGGUCUGGACGUACUGGACACCCGAUCAGCGAAGGAUUUCUGUGGCUAUUGGCCAUGAUACCAUUAUGGGUAUGUGCAAGGUGCAGAAGGAAACGUGCCAAAUGACAAGCUCGAGGCCGGUGCUCGGUAGUGUGCGUAGUACACUGGGUCUCGGAUUCCUGCACACCUGUUUGAUGGGUAUCUACGUUGGCGCGCCUACCUACCUCGUGUCUCCGGUCGACUUUGCUCAGAACCCGAUGACUCUCUUCGUGACUCUCUCACGGUACAAGAUCAAGGACACCUACGCCACUAGCCAGAUGUUGGAUUAUGCCAUGAAUGUUAUGGGUGCAAAGGGCUUUCAGCUUCAAGAGCUGAAGAACCUGAUGAUAUCCGCGGAAGGACGGCCGAGAGUCGAUAUAUACCAAAAAGUGCGCCUGCACUUUGCUUCCGCUGCCCUGGACCGCACCUCGAUUAAUAUCGUGUACUCACACGUCCUCAAUCCCAUGAUCGUCACCAGGUCAUAUAUGUGCAUAGAGCCGAUUGAGCUGUGGCUGGAUCUCCGAAGUCUCCGUCGAGGUCUAAUUUACCCUGUGGACCCAGACGCAGACCCCACCGCCCUACUACUCCAAGACUCAGGAAUGGUGCCGGUCAACACGCAGAUUGCCAUCGUCAAUCCAGAAACCUGCACGCUGGCCCAUGUAGGAGAGUACGGCGAGAUAUGGGUGCAGUCAGACGCUUGUGCUAAGGGCUUCUACAAAUCCAAGCAGGAAUUUGACAAUGAACGCAUGGAUGGUCGGGUCGCUGAUGGUGACCCGAACGUGCCCUACAUUCGCACCGGUGAUCUAGGGUUCCUUCACACUGUCACUCGGCCAAUCGGCGCCGGUGGGCAACCUGUCGAAAUGCAAGUUCUCUUUGUCCUGGGAGGUAUUGGCGAGACUUUCGAGGUCAACGGGCUUAGCCAUUUCCCGAUGGAUAUUGAAAGCUCAAUUGAAAGGUGCCACCGGAACAUUCUGCCUGGUGGAUGUGCGAUUUUCCAAGCAGGCGGUAUGAUCGUGGUCGUGGUCGAAGUCACCCGAAAAGCGUAUCUGGCAUCUCUUGUCCCAGUCAUUGUCGAUGCCAUUCUCAACGAGCACCAAGUUGUCGUGGACAUUGUCGCGUUCGUCUCUCAUGGUGACUUCCCCCGCUCACGCCUCGGCGAAAAACAGCGUGGCAAGGUUCUAGCAUCAUGGGUAACCCGCAAGCUGCGGACAAUCGCUCAAUUCAGUAUCCGUGACUCAGACGGUGCGGAUGGUCCAUUUGCGGACCUGCCCCAGCAUCGCGUCAGUCGAGGUUCCAAGCCCGGGAGCACCAUGGGUAGCAGUCUGCGCAAGUCGACACUGGCCAACCUCGAGAGUGAAGUUCCGCGAUCUCCGGCUCCAGUGCAUGAAGACUCAAUGCAGCAGGCUCAAAUCAACUCCUACCAGGAUAUGUCUUCCUCUGGCCUGCCACAGGAGCUUGAUGCUGAUAGCUCUUUCGCUGGGACGCCUGUCCGUGAGCCGAGUCCCGGUCUCCCUCACAUUGCAGAGCCCCAGUCAGCCACGCUCGUGACAGAGGACGCCGAUGACCACAAUGUGGGAUAUGCGAAUCCUGUCUCUGGGACCGGAACUGCCAAUAACCGUGAUUUCCGAUUCAGUUUUGACAUGGUCAACACGCCCAUUGAGCCCCAGCAGUACGAAUCAACCGUCCCUGCGGCCGAGUCCCCCUCGACAGGACGAGACGCCCUGCCCAGCCAGACGCGAUUCAGCAGCGUCCCCGCAGGCGCAGAGCCAGGACAGGAAGAAAAAAUUCGUCCCGGCACCCAGGAGAGCGGAACAAUGGACGACUGGCCACAAGAAGCCUUAAUGUACCAGUCCACUCUGGGCGGGGACGACGGAUCAGACUUCGUUCAGCGCUCACCAAACAACAUGAGUGCCGCAGUGCGGAAGCGCUACGACGGAAGUGAAUAUGGUCCCUGA